Molecule: messenger RNA, 1035 nt
Organism: Gastrolobium bilobum
Lineage: Eukaryota; Viridiplantae; Streptophyta; Magnoliopsida; Fabales; Fabaceae
Exons: 6
Coding region: 239-910 (223 amino acids)
Biological process (GO): translation
Cellular component (GO): ribosome; mitochondrion
Molecular function (GO): structural constituent of ribosome
Source: RefSeq, a predicted model, not a curated record
CUCAUCCAUUUUAUUCGCGUGUGCAUUUUCAUGGCUGCUUGAGAAUUUUGAAGUUUUAAACCCUACUCGAAUCCUAAACCUUGCAGUCGGCGUCCCCAUCGCCUUUCGCUCUUCCCGCCGAUUACUUCUCCUCCGCCCAUUCCAUUGCGAUUCACCGGUUAUUCUUCACAGUUCACAGCUCACGCCUCACGUGGUCACGAGUGAAAAGAGGUGACUGUGAAUUCGAAUUCAAAUCUGAAUGGGUUAUCUUCAAUAUGGCAGACAUGGUCUUAGGCAGAUCAUUAGAUUUAAAGAUGCCAAUUAUGAUAGUGUUGUGGUAAACCCACUCUUGUAUGCUUCUCAGGGGCUUCGAUACAACCGGAAGCUCCAAGUCAUCCUAACCACUGACAUAGAUAAGCUGGGAAAGGCAGGUGAUACUGUCAAAGUUGCCCCUGGAUAUUUUCGCAACCACCUAAUGCCCAAGCUCCUCGCUGUCCCUAACAUCGAUAAGUUUGCUUACCUCCUCACUGAGCAGCGCAAGAUCUAUCAACCUGCUGAAGAAGAAGAAGACCAAGAAGAUGUUACUUUAGUUAAAGAGUCAAAGGAAGAUACGAUGAAAGAGUAUGAAAAGGCAGCACUACGUCUUGAUAAGGCUAACCUGGUCUUGCGUAGGUUAAUCGAUGUUCAAAAAGCGAAGUCCCGUGCAUCAAAAGAUGACCCCUUGGAGAUACGCUUACCUGUGACAAAAGAAGUUCUUGUGGCUGAGGUGGCAAGACAACUCUGCGUGAACAUUGCACCUGAUAACCUGCAUCUUCCAUUACCUUUAUCGUCAGUGGGAGAAUAUGAGGUGCCACUCCGUUUACCAAGGUCCAUCCCUUUGCCAGAGGGCAAGCUUAACUGGAGUUUGAAAGUUAAAAUCCGGAGUAAAUAAAUCAGUAGUCUUGUUGAAUCCAAUUUCAUAAGGGAUGAAAGUUUUGGUUUAUAUUACUGCUAAAUUGAACCCGAGGAUUAUAAGUUAUCAACAUUGGUUUUAUUUAUAUCAAUAUACUUUAUGAU